Dioszegia hungarica is the source of this 1125-nucleotide messenger RNA. RefSeq lists its product as uncharacterized. The coding region runs from base 1 to 1125 and encodes 374 amino acids. Lineage: Eukaryota; Fungi; Basidiomycota; Tremellomycetes; Tremellales; Bulleribasidiaceae. The transcript is spliced from 6 exons. The record is from RefSeq and is a predicted model, not a curated record.
AUGCCUACUAUGUCCUCCCGCUGGCUCCUACUCUUCGCUCUGCCGGUCCUCCUCCGUCUCCUCAAGACACGCCGCGGCCCAUCAAGAGAGAAGAUCAUUCUUCCGCGCGAAGAACGGGUUGUUCUCCUGGGCGCGAGUUCUGGAGUGGGCAAGGAUCUUGCUCUAGCCUAUGCGAAGCGGGGCGCCAAGAUAUGCAUCUUUGCAAGGAGAAAGUCUAGCUUGGAGGCUGUCAAAGCGGAAUGCCUCGCUCUGGGGUUGAGCGAGGAUAAGAUCAUCCUCGUCACAGGUGAUGUCACGAGUGUGAAAGACCUGGUCAAGCUCCGCGAGACCGUCGUUGAAGCAUGGGGCGGACUGGACACGCUCCAUAUCCUAGCGGGCGUCCCGUCUACUUCGACCCUCAUGCAGCUGGCCGGGGUGCAGCUCGAGCCUGCUUCCGGGGCGCAGAGCAAGAAGAACCCGUCUCAGCGCUUUGUGUUUACGAGCGAGCAGGGGCAGUUGGGCGAAGCAGGACCUGGCGAGGAAGGGCUGGAGAGGCUGGCUGCUGAGGCGAGGGCAUGCGCGGAGGUCAACUAUGUGGGGACUGUGCUUGCUCUGGGGGCGUUCGUUCCCCUCUUGGCCUCCUCGUCUCGCUCGCCAGCGCUGCAUCAUCUCUCCUCGGUAGCAGCCACGAUCCCUGCACCCUGUCGCGCCAUCUAUUCUGCCACGAAGGCUGCUGGGCUCAUGGCCAUGGAGAGCUGUAGGGUGGAGUGUGAGGGCAGCGGAAUCCGUUUCUUCUCUCUGCUCCCUGGAACCAUCGCCAACGAUUUCAGGACCAAGACCGCUACGAGCGAUACGGGCGGAAGGGACGAGACCAAGUUGGAUAUCAAGGGCGCUUGGGGGGAGAAGCUGCUCCUGCCUCCAGCAAAGGUCGUCGACACCAUCUUCGAACACCUCGCCCUCCCACCCUCUCCGUACCCCCUCAUCCCUUACCCACCCUUCUCGUGGAUCUCCGCACUUUCUCACCCGCCCCGCGCGAUACGGUUCUUGCCAUUCAUGUACCGCGCAGCGACGUGGAUGCGGGAUACACCGCUGGGGUGGGCGUAUGUCGAGCCGAGUGCGAGGAAGAAGUAUGGGCUACCCAAUUGA